CCAUCGGCCGCCAGACGUCUGGAGUGAGGAACCGAGAGGGAGGGCUGGGGAUCUCGGAGCUCCCCUCCAGGGCCCUGAGCUGGGCAGGCACCUUGGCCCCCUGGCCCCCUUGACCCCCUCUGGAGGGCGGCGGCUCAGCUCAGCCCUUCUGCUCCUCCCACCCACGGCCCCGGAGCCAGACACAUCAUGUUCUCCAGGAAGAAGCGGGAGCUGAUGAAAACCCCAUCCAUUUCCAAAAAGAGCCGUGCGGGAAGCCCCAGCCCCCAGGCCCCCUCGGAGCUGCCCAGGAAGGAUACCACAGAGCUGUCAUCUCAUGCUGCUGGACCGGAGUCAUCUCCUAGCGGGACCAAGUUAGGCUCAGGAGCUGUGGGUACUCUCAAGCGCCCAACUAGCCUGAGCCGCCAUGCCAGUGCUGCCGGCUUCCCCCUCUCAGCCCCGAGCACCUGGACACUGGGCCGGGGUCAUAAGAGCCCCAUGACCAACAGCCCUGUGGAAGGCAGUGAUGGGCUUUUUGUGGAUGUCGAGGACAUAUCCCAGCUGCUGGCCCACGUGGCCCGAUUUGCUGAGGCCUUGGAGAAGCUCAAAGACACGAUCCUGAGAGACGAGCAACUGGAUGCUCGGAGACCGUUGGCCCACGAGUGCCUGGGUGAAGUCCUGAGGGUCCUUCGACAGGUCAUCAGCAAGUAUCCCCUGCUCAAUACUCUAGAGACCCUCACAGCUGCUGGGACCCUCAUCUCUAAGGUCAAAGGGUUCCAUUACGAGUCAAACAAUGAGUCUGACAAGCGUGAGUUGGAGAAAGCCCUGGAGACCAUUGCUGUGUCUUUCAGCAGCACUGUGUCUGAGUUCCUCAUGGGUGAGGUGGACAUCAGCACCCUUCUCUCGGUGCCUCCCAGUGACCAGAACCAGUCCAUGGAAAACCUUUGUGGGGGCCUCUCAGGGCAAUGUGCGGAUAGCAUGUCACCUGGCACAGAACCUUAUGGCUGCCUGUCAGCGGACGACGUGGACAUGGUGCUGCAGCGUUGUGAGGGGGGUGUGGAUGUGGCCUUGCAGUACGCCAAGAACAUUGCCAAGUAUAUGAAAGAUCUCAUCAACUACCUGGAGAAACGGACAACGCUCGAGAUGGAGUUUGCCAAAGGUCUGCAGAAGAUUGUCAACAGUUGCAGACAGACCAUCACCCAAGAGCCCCACAUGCCCUUCCUGUCCAUCUAUUCCCUGGCCCUAGAACAGGACAUGGAGUUUAGCCAUGGGAUGCUGCAGGUGGUGGCUACCCUGCAGAACCAGACCUUAAUGCAGCCCCUGACUCUUCGGCGUCUAGAGCACGAAAAGAAAAGGAAGGAGAUCAAGGACCAGUGGCAUCGGGCGCAGAGGAAGCUGCAAGAAGCAGAGACCAACCUUCGAAAGGCGAAGCAGAGUUACAUGCAGCGCUGUGAAGACUACGAGAAGGCCAAGUACUUGACCGUAAAGGCCGAGGAGGAGCAGGGUGGUGGCGGUGGGGCUGGUGCAGGCGGUGGGACCAGUAGCGCUGCCACAAAAGCCCUGGACAAAAAGAGGCGGCUGGAGGAAGAGGCCAAGAACAAGGCGGAAGAGGCCAUGGCCACAUACCGCACCUGCAUCGCCGAUGCCAAGACGCAGAAGCAGGAGCUGGAGGAUGUGAAGGUGAAUGCUUUGCGCCAGAUCCAAGAAGUUAUAAAGCAGAGUGACCAAACCAUCAAGUCGGCCACCAUCUCCUACUACCAGACCAUGCACAUGCAGACGGCCCCACUCCCUGUCUACUUCCAGACCAUGUGUGAGAGCAGCAAGCUCUAUGACCCUGGACAACAGUAUGCCUCCCACGUGCGGCAGCUUCAGCGGGACGUGGAGCCGGACACUCAGUACGACUUUGAGCCCUAUGUGUCCCACAACACCUGGUCGCCCUUAGUACGGGGGCGGAAGUCCAGCUUCACUGCUAAUGAUGUGAGCGGUGGGACGGAGGGUAGCGGAGGGGGCUCUGAUGGCGGGGCGGUACCUAAAGAUCGUCGAGGUGGACGGGGCCACCAAGUCCAUAAGUCAUGGCCCACCCCCACAGCAGACUCCGAUAGCAGCUUGGACCCCAGCGCCGCCGGUGCAGCAGGGGACUUCCAGAAGAUUGAGAGGACCUCCUCCAGUGGCACCAUGUCUUCCAAUGAGGAAUUAGCCGAAAAGGAGGGUGACUCAAACACAUUUGAACAGACAGACCUCAACGGCAUCGCCCCUGAGAUGGCAGUACCCACUGGCCCCUUCCGAAACGUGGGGCUCUCCAAGGCAGCCCAGACUCACCGGCUUCGGAAGCUGCGUACGCCUUCCAAGUGUCGCGAAUGCAACAGCUACGUGUACUUCCAGGGGGCCGAGUGUGAGGAGUGCUGCCUGGCCUGUCACAAGAAGUGUCUGGAGACUCUGGCUAUUCAGUGUGGCCACAAGAAGCUCCAGGGAAAACUGCAGCUGUUUGGACAGGACUUUGAGAAGGCGGCCCGGGGCACUGCUGAUGGCAUCCCCUUCAUCAUAAAGAAAUGCCUGUGCGAGAUCGAGAGGCGGGCGCUCAGGACCAAGGGGAUCUACCGGGUCAACGGAGUCAAGACUCGAGUGGAAAAACUCUGCCAGGCCUUUGAGAACGGCAAAGAGCUGGUGGAGCUGUCCCAGGCCUCCCCGCACGACAUCAGCAAUGUCCUGAAACUCUACCUGCGUCAGCUGCCUGAGCCCAUCCUUUCUUUCCGCCUAUACCAUGAACUCAUGGGGUUGGCCAAGGAGAGCCUGCAGGCUGAGGCAGAAGCCAAGGCCGCUCGGGGCCGAACCGAAUCCAGCAGAGACAAGGAGCAGGAUACAGAAGCCAUGACAAGCAGGCUCCGGGACCUGUUGAAGGAGCUACCCCCAGAGAACAAAGCCACCCUGCAGUACCUCAUUCGGCACCUUCGGAGGAUCGUGGAGGUGGAGCAGGACAACAAGAUGACUCCGAGCAACCUGGGCAUCGUCUUUGGGCCCACGCUGCUGCGCCCUCGGCCCACAGAGGCCACCGUGUCUCUGUCCUCCCUGGUGGACUACCCGCACCAGGCGCGCAUCGUGGAGACCCUCAUCUCCUUCUACGACAUCAUCUUUGAGGUCCCGGCUGAGGACAUGCUGGAGGAGAGCCCCAGCAGUGAGGUCAGUGUGCAGGAGGAUGGACCAUCUUCCCAGCAUCCUAGGGAUGAGAUACCUUUCUUGGAGGUGAGUGAAGAUACAACUGACCUGGAUUUCCAAACAGAUGCAUAUAGAGCGUCCAUUAACCGUUCCAACGACUCUGACUCAGAACUGGAAGAUAGCUCAGACUUGCAGGCAUCUGAUGGUGCCAGCACCCUGCACCGACUCAGUCUCUUGAUGAAGCAGGAAAGUGAGACUAGCACCGAGGAAGGGUCCCAGAGCCACAGCGGCAGUGUGGAGCACCUGGACCCAGUGAGAGGGGAGCAGAGUGAUGGCGAUGAAGAUCAGGACCCCAGCAGAGAGGUCCUGGUCCUGCAGCUCUCAUCUUACAACACCAACCAGUCCAAUAACACCCUCCAGGCAGGGCCUACCUCUGCCCAAGAGGCGCAGGCAGGUGGCUGGCAGCUCCCUGCGGUCCGGCUACGUGGGGGGAAGAUCACCAUGGGCACGCACAGAGAAAGGCGGCCAGAGUUUGUUUGAAAUCAAGCUGUUGGCAGAGAAUUUGAUCCCUGCAACAGAAUUUGGGGAAAGUAAUAGACUUAUUUGGAACAUGAGAAAAAAAUUGGAAUGAGGAAGACUACAUAACCCAUAAGUCUGCAGCUGGUGCUGGGCGGAGAUAGGGUUGCUCCAGAUGUUCUGAAGAACUCCACAGAGGCAACUUUGUCUGAAUAUAGACUAGACAGCUAGAUGACUGUCACAGCUCAGGUCAUCGUGACUUGUCACUUUUUUCUUGGUCCCCGCUAUGGGAAUUCAAGCAAAUUUUUUCACUUUUUUUCCCUCCAUGGAUCUGGAAGUAUCCUGGGAUUCCUGAUAACUGCUAUCUGGCCUGCUGUUUCAGAGAGCCAGAACUUAUUUUAAAACAGGUGAUUUUUGCCAAUGGAUUGCUUUUUUUAAAAAAAUGUUUUUAUUUUUACUUUUUUGGAGUAGGGAGGUGAGGGAUCACUCGGGGAAAAAUUUAAGUGGUGUGAUGUAUCCCCCAAGCCAUACUGGAUUCAGUACCCCCAGAGGCCCAAAUGCCUUGCCUCCAGCAUAUCAGAAGAGGCCUUGAGUAGGCGGGUUCCUUCUCUUUUAAUGUAGGUUGGGUCUUUAACAGCCACUUGCCAGGCCCCUGGUGGGCCUAGGGUGAUUGAAAAAAUGAACCAGACUUCUGGGCUACAGCCCUUCUAUAGCAUUAGGUUCCUGAUCUGCCUGGACAGCUUGGGUGGGAAAGCAAGUUUCAAACAUUGCAAAUUAUAUGAUUUUGAAAUACACGAGUGUAAUCCUUCCCAUGCAGAAGUUAAAACAAGGAUCCAUUUCUCCUCAAAUUCAGACCUAGCCUUUAAUCUCUGCUGCAGAGAUCCUGAAUACUGUCUGGUGUAGGGCCCUUUCAUCCCAGUGGGGUGGUCGUGGCUGGAGUUACUGCCAAGGGAUACUGGUUUCACAAACUGGGAAAAUCCCUUUCCGGUUCUGGACUUCACUAGAACUUAGUGGGAAGUGUUUAAGUGCACUUAGGAGGAUCCUGAGCCAGGAGCUGCUUCAGACCAAAGGUCUUGCCUAAGAUAUGCUAUAUAUAUGAUAUAGCAUUUCCAUGUGACAGCAGUGUAAAGUGUCAUGGGAAUGCUGACCCUUAUCCCUCAGUUUAUAUACCGUCUUUAUAAAGUUCCUGAAGCCAGGCUCUCAUCUGUGCUGGAAAUAAUAUACAAAUACAUAAACACUGCUUUAAGGCUUACAAAAAGCUUUCCUCCCAACAGCCCUGAGGUAGAUAAUACAAGGUGCUUCUCAACUUUACCAGAGAGGUGCCUGAGGCUCAGAUAAUAAACUUGACCAUGGUCAUAGAGCCACUGUGUUAAGAGCUGAGAUUCAAGCCCACCUCUCUUGACUUAAGGCCUUUCCCCGUGCCGGGCUGAGCACUCCAGAGUCUGAUUUUACCCCUUAGCAGAAGGAAACGAAGCUUGCUUCAUGCUUGCUGCAGAAGUGCUCAAAGAGAGGGAAGAUUGUCCUAUGAACUGGAAGCAGUAACAGGGCUGAGCGGCACUGUUGGAGCUCAGCAGCUGUAGGCAGGGCACGCUAUUUGCCAUGGACAGAGAAUCAAUCCAGUGGUCCUUUGAGAGCACAACACUCAUGGUUUGUAUGUUUUAUCCGUCUUGCUGGGGACUUUGAAACGCACAUUUAAAAUAUUAAUUCCUUUGCUUAAAAUAAAAUUUGGAGCUCA
Molecule: messenger RNA, 5380 nt
Organism: Trichosurus vulpecula (common brushtail)
Lineage: Eukaryota; Metazoa; Chordata; Mammalia; Diprotodontia; Phalangeridae
Gene: ARHGAP45
Product: Rho GTPase activating protein 45
Exons: 23
Coding region: 187-3669 (1160 amino acids)
Biological process (GO): activation of GTPase activity; signal transduction
Cellular component (GO): membrane
Molecular function (GO): GTPase activator activity
Source: RefSeq, a predicted model, not a curated record